AUGACUGAUGACAUCAGGAUUCCGGCCGUCCUGAUUGGAAGGAUCACACUCCGUGGCACCCGGCAGCGAAGGUGGACAACAGUCUCUUCUCUCCAGUCCGGUGAUCGCCCAGAUUUCCUGGAAGAGAAGACUUUGAAAGAAAUCAUGGCUGACUAUGAUCCGAGUCUCGAGUCAGACAACAUAAGCCCCAAGCCUAGGACCUCGGGAUCCCUCCUCGAGGCGAGAGUAGUUCAGGGCAACCAAGGAAGAUCAGCCCCCUGUGUGGAUUCCAGCCCCCUGCCCCCAUCCACAGGCCGGAAGAGGAAGAGGGGGUGGUCCAUGGAAGAGGAGGGAGAGGAGGAAGAGGAGGAGACCGCCCCUGGGCCUAAAAACACCUGCGUCGCAGAGACACCGCAUGGCCUGAAAAUGACGCUGAAGAAGCAGCGCCUAUCCUCCGUGCUGCCAGAACACCAUGAGGCCUUCGCCAGGCUGCUCAAGGAUCCAGUCGUGAAGGGGUUCCUUGAGUGGGACAGAAGCCUGAGGCUGUCAGAUAAGUACCUGCUGGCGAUGGUCAUCGCUUACUUCAGCCGAGCCGGCCUCUUCUCCUGGCAGUUCCAGCGAGUUCACUUCUUCCUGGCCCUCUACGUGGCCCUUGACAUGGAAGAGAACUACCACGCCCCUAAACAGGCCAUCUUUUCCUUCCUCUAUGGGGACAACAACUGGGCCCGGCGUCCCUUGUUCCACAAACUGCGAUUUCAGUUCCUUCGUUGCAUGGGCUACAGGGCGUGGGUCACCAAGGAAGAGUGCGAAGAGAUCCAGGCCUUUGACCCCGAGCUGUGGGUGUGGGGACGAGAUCGCACCCUCCUUUCUGAGAUCGUGGAGCCUCAGGUCGCUGAGCCCAGGGGAGAUUCCAGUCCUCAGCAGGAAGUCAACCCAGGUGCUAAUGACAGGCGUGAGGAAGGGAAAGAGGAGUCUCCCGUGCAGAAAAUCUAG
Messenger RNA from Pteronotus mesoamericanus, 972 nucleotides. RefSeq names its product speedy protein E4-like. Gene Ontology annotation, molecular function: protein kinase binding. Lineage: Eukaryota; Metazoa; Chordata; Mammalia; Chiroptera; Mormoopidae. The coding region runs from base 1 to 972 and encodes 323 amino acids. Gene Ontology annotation, biological process: positive regulation of cyclin-dependent protein serine/threonine kinase activity. The transcript has 7 exons. The record is from RefSeq and is a predicted model, not a curated record.